Zophobas morio is the source of this 1132-nucleotide messenger RNA. RefSeq lists its product as uncharacterized. Lineage: Eukaryota; Metazoa; Arthropoda; Insecta; Coleoptera; Tenebrionidae. Bases 13 to 1092 code for a protein of 359 amino acids. The transcript has 3 exons. The record is from RefSeq and is a predicted model, not a curated record.
CCAGUCCGGGGAAUGACCACGAAAGCAGGAAGGAAAGACAACCAUAAACAGUGCGAAAAAUGCGAGUGCCUCAUUUUGCCCGACGGUUCGGACCAGAAGUGCACCAAAACAAAGUCAAACAAAGAAAAAAAUGUGUACGACUCUUCGGGAGACGGUGACGAAAGCAGCGGCGAAGGGAUCGUCAUUUCGCCGAAAUGUCACGAAACCAUCAAGAUUUACGUCAAGGGGGGACCCUGCCUGGACAGGGACGAGUCUUCUCUCGAGAAGGAUAUUUGGACGAUUCCGAACAGCGACACAGGAGAUGAUACGACGUCCAGAGCGGAGCCCGCCCCUCAAGUAAAGCCGUCUUCUCAAACCAAACCGGCUCCCUCGGAGCCUUCAGGUACCCCCAGCAAAACGACCCAGACCGCCGACGAAGAACCUCCCCCCAAGAAGAAAAACGUCUGCUUCCGACUAUGUCGCAAAAAGAAGCCCGCGGAAAAAGAAAACAAGAAAGGGGACGAUAAGAAAAAGGACCAAGGUAAAAAGACUGACAAGUGUCACAAAGAUUGCAACACACAGACGUGCCCGUCGGGUCCGAAAGCCGGAAAGUUGGGUGACGAUUUGGAAGAGAUAGGAGAUUUUCUUAAAACCUGUCCAAAGUGUAAAAGUUGUGGGAAGGCAGGGGGUGGAGGGUGCAAUACUAACACGAUUAUUUUUCCGAGGGCUCAGUGCGGAGGAGACGGGGUGAUUGCUAAUCUGGAGAACAUGUUGCGUUUGGAGGCGAAAACUAAUAGCAGAAAUGUCGAAGACAUAAUGAGCGAGUUGCAUAGACAGAGGAGGGAGAUUCAUGAGGUGAAAGAUAUGUUGGAGAUGUUAAUGAGGGCGAUGCGAGAGCAGUUGUUUAUGAGUGCGUUCGGAAAAGGAAAAACGCACAUGCUUGAUGAUUCAUACAAGACAAAUAACUUAGAACGCAAAAGUAACACCCUCUCUAUGAAAUCCGAAGAGAAAUUUGAAAAAGUCAAAAUGGCACAAAAUACAGCAACGCCGCCGCCGCCUCCGCCGCCACCCCAAGAAAAAAAGAAAAAACGAUUUUUUCCGUGGUGUCAGUGACGCGAUAUGUAAAAAAUACCAAAUAAAUAACACAAAAUUA